Messenger RNA from Racocetra persica, 404 nucleotides. NCBI's taxonomy places the organism in Eukaryota, Fungi, Glomeromycota, Glomeromycetes, Diversisporales, Gigasporaceae. The record is from the annotation of a GenBank genome assembly.
CAUUCAUCGGUCUUUAUGAAAAUAAUGAAGAAGAGGUCAUGAAAGCAGCAUUAAAGUUAAAAACAUUAGAUAUGGAUAGCAAUAGAUUAUUUAUAAUUUUUAUAGUAUUUCCGAGUAACGAAGGAAAUAGGUUAGCAAGCAAAUUAAUCAGAAAGCUUGGGGGAAUCGCCUCUGUUAUUUACACUCCAAUUACAUUAAAAAAAUUAAUUAAUCAAGUUAUUCAUCUGGAAAAAAACACUGCUGCUGAUAAAAACAAUACCAAUCUACAGACCAUUGAAAGUAAUUAUGCAGAUAUUCUAAAGCGAGUAGUAGACUAUGAUCUUUAUAAGAUUGAAAAUGUGAAUCAAGCUAUAUAUAUGGACAUAACUGGAAGGGAUUUCGGGACAAAAUGUAUUUUAUGUGUG